GGGCGAGGAUGAUGCGGUAGCUGAAAUGCACGACUAACCUGGCAGCUGCAUAAUUUUGCCAACCCCCAAUCCCAAUCCCAAUCCCAUACAUAUAUAUGGUUGAAAAAAACAUAAAAAUGAAUAGAGAUGGCGAGUGAUGCAUCUCUGAACAAAGGGGCGUGGAGUGUGGAUGAAGAUACGACUCUGGCCCAAUACGUCGCCCUUCACGGCCCCAAGAGGUGGAAAUCUGUGGCCAUCAAAUCAGGCCUCAACAGGUGCGGUAAGAGUUGCAGGUUGAGAUGGCUCAACUAUCUUAGACCUGAUAUCAAAAGAGGCAACUUCUCCGAUGCUGAAGAGGACUUGAUUCUUAGGUUACAUAGGCUCCUAGGAAAUAAGUGGUCGUUGAUCGCCAAGAGAAUCCCUGGGCGGACUGACAACGAGAUCAAGAACUACUGGAAUGCUCACUUGAGGAAGAAAGCCAUGUUGAUGGACAAGUUACCCGCAAUCUCAACCGCAGCAAUGAAGCAAAACAAUAUUUGGAAUGAAACGGACGAAACCGGAGGCGACGAUGAAUCCUUGGACGUCUCUGCCUCUGGGUUGGAUUGGGUUAAAAGUUUUCUUGAACUCGACGAGGAUGAAUGAACGAUGCUGCAAUUCAUCACCAGCUGUAGACACUCAGUUUUAGCAUACGGUACAGUAUGUCACAAUCCAAUAAUUAAUGUUCAAGUAGAAGAAUGGAAAGGGAAUGAAAUCAAAUAAAAGAGUGAAAUUGUAACAAUAAUCAUUACUUUUAUUGAGUGUUUGGUUUAACUUUGGAAAUGAAUCAUUAAUAAGAGAUUCUCUUUCUUUGUUUCCCCUCUAUUUUGAGGGGUAAUAAA
Molecule: messenger RNA, 857 nt
Organism: Salvia miltiorrhiza (redroot sage)
Lineage: Eukaryota; Viridiplantae; Streptophyta; Magnoliopsida; Lamiales; Lamiaceae
Product: transcription factor MYB114-like
Exons: 3
Coding region: 127-621 (164 amino acids)
Source: RefSeq, a predicted model, not a curated record